AUGAGUACCAUCAUCAAUACUGUUGUGCCACUUUAUCAACCCAAAAUUAAUAUUGAAGGUGUCUAUACUCCAUAUCCCGGUUAUACAAUUGUCUCACAUGCUCUACAUCCACUCCCCAAAUCCCUCACUGCACUUGUUGAUUAUCUUUCGUCAAGUGAACUUGAAAAAUAUUAUUCAUUUUUACCUCGUACAAGUUAUCAUGUUACUAUCAAUCCACUUGAAAAUGUACAUGAUGAACAUCAAGAACUUUUAAGAGAGGAACAACGUAAAUUAAUCAAAUAUGAUACAUCAAGUGUAUGUACAGCCGAGAGUAUAUCCUAUAGGAAUAAUAUUCUACUCAAUGUUCAAUUUAAAGAUGAUAAUCAUCAAUUUGAAGAUAUAAUCAAGAGAGUACGAUCAGACAAAUUAAUAUAUGCAAACAUUCUACCGAAAUAUACCAUGUCAUGGCAUUUAGCAUUAGCUUAUAAAUACAAGGAUAUCAAAAAUGAUGAAACACAAACAAGACUCGAUGAAGUUAUUCGAAAUAUUCCUGAGAUAGCUAAAUUUCCUUUCGAUAUACCACUUGAUCAAAUUGAAAUAUGUCACUUUGAUGAUAUGACUAAAUUUACACCGAUUAACGUCGACUAA
Rotaria sp. Silwood1 is the source of this 627-nucleotide messenger RNA. The record is from the annotation of a GenBank genome assembly. Lineage: Eukaryota; Metazoa; Rotifera; Eurotatoria; Philodinida; Philodinidae.